Mangifera indica (mango) is the source of this 698-nucleotide messenger RNA. RefSeq names its product transcriptional regulator SUPERMAN-like. NCBI's taxonomy places the organism in Eukaryota, Viridiplantae, Streptophyta, Magnoliopsida, Sapindales, Anacardiaceae. The transcript has a single exon. Bases 94 to 627 code for a protein of 177 amino acids. The record is from RefSeq and is a predicted model, not a curated record.
UCACAUCCUGAACCCUUUGUGUUAGACUGAUAACACUUCCAAGCAAGAAAUUUUUGAAAAAUUGUUGUUCACCAAUUGGGAUUUUCGAUCGACAUGGAAUCAGCAGGGAAACAAGGAAGUUCAGAUACAUCAAGCGAAGAAAAUGAUUGCCUUGUACAAGUCAAAGAAGACACGGCGGCUACCAAACGCUCUUAUGAAUGCACUUUUUGCAAGCAGGGCUUCACCAACGCUCAGGCCUUAGGAGGGCACAUGAACAUACAUCGAAAAGAUCGAGCCAAGCGCAAGCAAGUUACUGGUUCCUCGUUUUCAAAGAAACCCAUGGCUAUUAAUGAUGAGCACUUGAACCCUAGAUAUAUUCCACCGAUUUCAGCCGUUUAUGAGCUUAAAAGGAAACCUCUCAUGUAUAACCCACCAUCGGCAUCUAGCCCUAGACCUUCAAUUACUCACCAAAACGAUAGAGAGUUUCUCCUGCCAAGGCCGCAGUCUUCAAGCACAAAUGAAGAGGUUUUGGGUGGAAAUUUGAGUUUGGGAAUCGGCCAAACGUGUGUUGAAGAUGAUCAAGUAAAUAGAGUAAUUAUGAAGGAAGAUGAACUGGAUUUGGAGCUUCGACUUGGUCAAAAUCUUUAAUAAGUACACCCUUCUAUCCGUAUCUCUCUCUCUCUCUCUCUCUCUCUCUCUCUCUAUAUAUAUAUAUAUAU